GGAUCUCAGAGGCUCUUGAGGCUGUGGUUCGGUCCUGCCUUCUGUAAGUCUUUGGGGCUUGAGCCAGAUCCAGAGAUGGCUAAGUGCCUUCUGCUACUGCUGCUGGUGGUCCUGUCCUCACUGCUCGGACUCCCACAAGCUCUAGAAUGUUUCCAGUGUAACAGAGUCAACGCCAGCGGGGUCUGCGAGACCGGGGGAAGCAUCUGCCAGACUCAAGGCAGCCAGCAGUGCUUUCUGAGGAGGAUCUACGAAAAUGGCACGCUUUCCUACGGACACCAGGGUUGUAGCCAACUAUGUAUUCCUAUGAAGCUCUUUAAUCCUAACGUUAUUGUGGAAUAUAAAUGCUGUCAUGACUCGUCUCUCUGCAACAAGUUCUAAAGUCAGGGCCCCCAGCUUUUGCCCUGAUCUUUUAUGCAUGAAACUAAUUUCAGUUCAGUUCAGUGGCUCAGUCAUGUCCAACUCUUUGCUACCCCAUGUAUCGCAGCAUGCCAGGCCUCCCUGUCCAUCACCAACUCCCGGAAU
Molecule: messenger RNA, 522 nt
Organism: Bubalus bubalis (water buffalo)
Lineage: Eukaryota; Metazoa; Chordata; Mammalia; Artiodactyla; Bovidae
Product: secreted protein of Ly-6 domain 1
Exons: 3
Coding region: 76-378 (100 amino acids)
Source: RefSeq, a predicted model, not a curated record